Messenger RNA from Amaranthus tricolor (Joseph's coat), 959 nucleotides. Its product is annotated as basic blue protein-like. Gene Ontology annotation, molecular function: electron transfer activity. Gene Ontology annotation, cellular component: plasma membrane. Lineage: Eukaryota; Viridiplantae; Streptophyta; Magnoliopsida; Caryophyllales; Amaranthaceae. The record is from RefSeq and is a predicted model, not a curated record. The transcript has 2 exons. The coding region runs from base 71 to 592 and encodes 173 amino acids.
UUCAACCACCCAAUAUUCUCCAUUUAUAUAUAGAUCGUUCAUUGAAUAGAAAGGUGAGUAACAGAAGAUAAUGGGUACAAUUAUUAUUACAUCCACGUCUUGCAAAAAUCAGUUGAAUCUCAUGAUACAACUAUUUUAUAUUGCUAUAUUAUUCUUUACCAUAGCCAAAUCUGAAGUUAUUACAGUUGGUGGGGAUGAGAACAGGUGGACUGAUAGCUUCAACUAUGUUUCCUGGGCUCAGAAUUUUAAUUUUAGUGUUGGUGAUGUUCUUGUGUUUAAUUACGCUCAGAAAGCACAUAAUGUGUACGAUGUAACAAAAGAAACAUUUCGAACUUGCAAUACAAGCAAUGGAGUGAAUACUAUGUAUACAAGUGGCGAUGAUCAUGUUGAACUAAAAGAGGCCAAGCAAUAUUGGUUUAUUUGCACUGUGGACUCCCAUUGUGAAUUUGGGAUGAGAUUCAGCAUCAAUGUUACUGGCAACUUAUCUUCAUUAAUUCCUUUAAAUCAUGGUAAUUUUGCAUUUAGGAACCAAUUUGUUUCAUGGGUUUGCCUUCUUCUAGGAAUUUUGUAUAUUUUAAUCAUCAUUGUUUAAUUUAUACUUUUACAUUUUGGUGAGGUUUUUUUUAUUACUUUUUUUAAUUUUGGAUUAUUUACUAUACUUUGUUUUAAAGAAAAGGGGCGAAAAAAGAAAAGAAAAGUUGAGGGAUAUUGGAUGUAAGAGUUUUGUGUACUUGUAAUUAUGAUAAUCUUAUCUUGAAAAGGGAAAUGUUGUAUUGGGUUUUUAUCAUUUGUUUAAAAAUUUACUUGUUUGUUCAGUUGUGGCUUCCUUGUGAUUUAAUAUUAAGUUUAACUAAAAGUAUAAGUUGAUGGGUUGAAGUUUUAUGAUAUGUUAUAUAUUUUAUUAUACUCUUUUAUAUAAGAGCUCUUUAGGUUAAAUGUUUGAAUGCAACACAUGUCUA